CGCAUGUGUCCGUUGGAGUACGACUUGUUUGGGAAAAUCCAUCAUUUAAUGGGUGUUACUCCAGACUUUUUCGAACUUGUGUUAAUGGGAUUUGAAUCAGUAUUUGGUGGUGUUACCUGCCUUCCUGGAUGUUUUUGUAUGUACCGCCUCAAAGCUCGUAAAGGUGAAAAUGAUUGGGUACCAAUCAUUACUAAACCGGAGAUUGUUCAAGAAUAUUCUCAAAAUAUUGUUGAUACACUUCACCAAAAGAAUUUGUUGCUUCUUGGAGAGGAUCGAUUCUUAACCACCCUCAUGUUGCGUAAUUUUCCUCACCGCAAAAUGAUGUUCUGCCCACAAGCACUCUGCAAGACCGUUGUUCCAGAUGAGUUUAGAGUCUUACUUUCUCAGCGUCGUCUAGACGGAGAAACUAAAGGUGAUGAUCAUGGUAAAAAGGAAGGUCAAUUUGAUGCAUCUAAAGUUCCUUUAAAACGUUGGGAAGACUGGGAACGCUCACGAAUACGACGAGAACGUCGUAAUAAAGAACGUCAACUACAGGCAUCCCCAGUACCCCCACUACCUUAUAAUAACACGCAAACUUUGACAGUUAACGAUAAUACAAGAUUGUUAAGAAAUGGGCGUGAUGAUACAUAUUAUUCCGAAACGGCAUCUAAUCAUUCUUCAUCGCCUGUACCAGAGGUCGAACAACCAACGCAAUUUUAUGAUUACAAUUUAACGCAGCAGCUAAAUCCUGCGCAGCCGUAUAGUUAUCAACAAGAACAAUAUAAUUAUAAUAUACGAAAUGAUAGAAGGCCGUAUGGUGAUCAAUAUAGCCCUGAUUAUAGACAAGAAAAAUAA
Messenger RNA from Racocetra fulgida, 834 nucleotides. The record is from the annotation of a GenBank genome assembly. Lineage: Eukaryota; Fungi; Glomeromycota; Glomeromycetes; Diversisporales; Gigasporaceae.